Messenger RNA from Scomber japonicus (chub mackerel), 3331 nucleotides. It is a transcript of the gene myclb, whose product is annotated as MYCL proto-oncogene, bHLH transcription factor b. The transcript is spliced from 3 exons. Lineage: Eukaryota; Metazoa; Chordata; Actinopteri; Scombriformes; Scombridae. Bases 210 to 1673 code for a protein of 487 amino acids. Gene Ontology annotation, molecular function: DNA-binding transcription factor activity, RNA polymerase II-specific; protein dimerization activity; RNA polymerase II cis-regulatory region sequence-specific DNA binding. Gene Ontology annotation, biological process: regulation of transcription by RNA polymerase II. The record is from RefSeq and is a predicted model, not a curated record.
UUUACAAGCUGGGGGGGGGAGAAAAAAAAAAAAAAAAAAAAAAGCAAAACGGACCCGCAGCAGAGCUCCUGUUUUCAAGCUGAUUACUCUGUCAGGAAUCAUUUAUAGACACUCAUUUUUCACACGGAGGAUCUAUGAAGACGCAGGCAGGUUUUUCAUCCUCAACACCAGGGAACAGGGAGUGAUUCACCCCGCUGCCUGCAGCCCUCAUGCCGGGCAUUAGCUCCACCGCGCCUCGUUAUGAAAACUGGGACAUGGAUCACAUCGACCACUACCAACAUUAUUUCUACGACGACUACGACCCGGACGAGGAUUUCUUCAAGUCCACAGCACCCAGCGAGGACAUAUGGAAGAAAUUCGAGCUGGUACCGACCCCGCCCAUGUCUCCUAUCCGGGCGGUGGAAGGGUCGGGCAGGAUCGGACUGCUGUGCCCGUCUCUCGGGGACAAACUGGAGUGGGUGUCCCAGUUCUUGGGGCAGGAGGAUGAGCAGCAGCAGCAGCAACAGCAGCAGCAACAGCAGCAGGAUCUGCCCUAUAAACUGACCACAGCUAAUGACUCCUUCGGGAACCUGAGCUCCAUCAUCAUCCAGGACUGCAUGUGGAGCGGAUUCUCCGCGGGGCAGCAGCUGGAGAGGGUGGUAGGGGAGCGAUGCGCCCCUUGUCCCGGGACAGGGGCCGCUACUAAAGUGGCAGCCGGCUCCGCUGUUACAUCCCCAGGAAGGACGCAGUGCGCUCCCGCCGAGGCGCCUGCUCUCAGCGGUCUGGCGGCGGACUGUGUGGACCCAGCUGCGGUGCUCACUUUCCCGCUAACCGGUGGCUGCAAGAAGCAAGUGUCCUCUGGUUCAGAGUCCCACAGCGACUCAUCAGAUGACAAAGAGGACAAAGACGACGAUGAAGAGGAGAUUGAUGUGGUGACGGUGGAGCACAAGCAGCAACGCAAACCUCGUCGACUGGUCAACACCCGUAAACCUGUGACCAUAACCGUGCGAGCCGACCCCCUCGACCCCGGCAUGAAGCGGUUCCACAUCUCCAUCCACCAACAGCAGCACAACUACGCUGCACCAUCCCCGGACACUCUCCCCCAGCCAGCGGAGCCGCCCCGGAAGAGGGUCCGGCAGGAGGCCUCCGCUCACACGGCCCAUCCGCACCAGAACUCUCAUUACCACCAGCCCCGGCACGGCCACGCCCCCCUGAACUUGGACAGUAGAAAAUCUCAUGUGACAGUGGCUGGAGUCAGGUCGGAGUCACCUAACCUCAGCGCCUCCUCUCCUACCUCCUCCACGUCGCCUUCGUCUCCCCCCUCCUCCUCCUCCUCCUCCUCGUCCUCGUCCUCGUCCUCCCAUUCCCAAAGCUCUCCCUCAAAGUCCCACUCCUUCGCCCACCUCUCCAGCCCCCAGUCCUCCGACUGUGAGGACACAGACAAACGCAAGGCCCACAACUUCCUCGAACGCAAGCGACGGAACGACCUGCGCUCACGUUUCCUGUCGCUGCGGGAUGAGAUCCCGGGCUUGGCGGACUGUCCUAAGACGCCGAAGGUGGCGAUCCUGACGCGAGCCACGGAGUACCUGCAGCAGCUGCACGCCGGCGAGCGGCAGAAAGCUCAAGAGAGGAAGCAGCUGAAAGCCAGGCAGCUGCAGCUGCUGCAGAGGCUGGCGCAGCUUAAACGAUCCUGAGCAACCGGAUCGGCUCUCACCACACACGUACACUCAACACUUUCAGAUUGAAUGGGACUACAUGAAGGAGAAAAGACACUGACGUUCACUUUGAGUCGAUCACGUUGGAAUAGUGCGGGUGGAUUUAUUAUUAUUUUUUCUGUUUUUCUGUUUUUGUGGUUUGCACAUUAGCUUCUGAGUGAUUGACGAGGCCGUAAGCCGGUCAGGACAGCAAGCUAGGGACUGAUGUUAGUGUGGCAUCUUACGGGCAGAUUAAUAUGUCCAUGGUUACUCAUUAUAGGUUCUGUCAAACUGUAUUCCCCCUCGCUAAAACAUGUUCAAAGCUGUUGCUUGCUACUUGAAGGCCUGCUGUGAAUGAGCAGUUUCCAAUUGAUAAAGUGCUGUUUUAACUGCUGCAUGGUCUGGUCAAACGUCUCUUUGAUUGUGAUAGGGCAUGGUGUAAUGUCUCCUUCUAUCAGUCUGAAGGGCUCCCUGAAGUUUUUCUAGGUUCCCUUUUUUGAAUUACAACUUCUUCAUGCUUCCCUGCUCCUUACCACUUGGCAUACAACUUGUAUGUUUUGUCAAGUUUAGCCUUUUUUUCUGCUCAGUGUUCCUUUCUCCCAUGUUAAUCUCCCCUAUUAAUUCUUAUUCCUCUUUUCACACUAUUUCACACUAUCAGCAGUUGAGGUUUCUAGCUUUCUGCCUGCUGCAGGAAGCUGUUGUCGGGCUGCACUGAGCCACAGAAUAAUGUUACAACUGGAAGGAUACAAUAUGUUCUGCACCUCUCGAGUAGCUCAGGUUCAGUCCAGUUCAGUCGUCUCUUAUAGAUUUCUUUAAUAACUUUGGUGCUUUCUUUCUUGCAUGAGGGAAGUUUAGACAGAAGCACCAUGCCCACAGUAACAGCCUGUUUUAUGUAGCAUUAUUUGGGGGGAAAAAAAGAGGCAAUAGCUUGAGUAUAUCCUGUUUAUUUUCAAGCAACAUCUGAAAAAAAAAAACACUAAAAUCUUCACUAAGAUUGAACUAUAUCUUUAUCGUUGUGCCAUGGAGACCAGCCAAAAGGUGAAUGUCGGCUUCAAUUUAUCAACCAAAAGCAACUCUUAGAGAAUGGCUUAAAUUAAUCUGUAUGUUUGAGCAACAAUGCCAACUUUUGGAAAUGAAGCCCACUGAGUUCCAAUCGCAUAUUUGUUUCAUCUUGCUGUCUGAUUAUAUUUGUAAUUUUUUUUUAUUUUUUUUGUGUGUGUUUUUUGUUUUUUUUUUCUCAUCUGGUGUAAUGCCUAUAGAAGCCUUUCAAUGUAUGUAGGCUAUCCUAUUGGAUGUUAUGUAUAUAAUACCCUCUCUGUACAGUUCCUUCCAAACCAAAACCAGAGCUGUCUACUAUACUCAUCCUAGUUUCUCUUCGACCCUGCGUCCUAAACCGGGGCCAAGCUUGCUGGCUUUUCAAAGAUAACUCAAAAGCUUAUAUUUUUGUUAAUAAAAUGAUUAUGAAAAAAAAAAGAGAAAAUAAAACACUUACUGAACAUCGAUCACACUAGCCACUUUGUCACACUUUUUGCGAUGCCUACAUGUUUUCUUUACUGUUCUUUACUGAGUUUUUUUUUUUUUUCUGUCUCUGGGGUUUCUUCAUUUGUACAAGUCAGAGUUGACAAAAGUUUUAUACUAUAUUUUCCUACCGAGUUCUG